Messenger RNA from Necator americanus (New World hookworm), 684 nucleotides. RefSeq lists its product as uncharacterized. The coding region runs from base 1 to 684 and encodes 227 amino acids. The transcript has a single exon. Lineage: Eukaryota; Metazoa; Nematoda; Chromadorea; Rhabditida; Ancylostomatidae. The record is from RefSeq and is a predicted model, not a curated record.
AUGUCACGUAGUUCGCACAAACCUUUGCGUUGUGUGGGUGUUAGAUUUUCAAAAGCGCGUUUGUGUGAGUACCGGGAGAGAAUUGAGAAAACCGAAGUAGCAAAUAAGCGAAACUUCUCUAUCUCGGUCAGUGAUAAAGGAGGAGAAUUUGUAGUGAUUUCAAGUGAACUGGACAGGGCUAUAACGAAACUUCACCUUACGGACGAUAGUCUAUACCAUCCUUCAUCGGCACAUGAAUUUGGCAGACAAUAUCGCCGCCUGAAUAGGAUAUGGAUAGAGACCGCAAAAUCAGUAGGCUUACCAAAAACAACUAUCACGCGUCUAAAAUGUGAUCGGCCCACCUGCCCGGUCCUUUAUGUCCUCAUCAAGACCCACAAGCUUUCCGCUGCCGAAUUUAGUUCAAACAACCCAGGAGAUUUCAAGGUUAGACCUAUCAUUAGCAAUAUUGGAGGUCCCACCGACAGAAUAUCCUGGUUCCUUAACACUAUUCUCAGCCAGCUACUCCAAUACGUUCCAGCUCAUCUCUCAAACACAAAAAUGUUCAUAGAGCACCUCCGCAAAGCGCGCCUUGAUGGAGAUUGUGUCAUCGAAUCUUUCGAUGUCACUUCGCUCUACACCAACGUCUCCAUCGAUGCUGCACUACAAGCAACAUCAGCUGCUUCUCGAACACCAGGGGACUCUUAA